GAUUGUCUUAAUGUUUACUUAGGAAAUGGGUUUCAUUGUUUAUUUUAGAGGCUGGUUAUUAAUGGGCUUCGCGUUGUUGAUAUUACUGAGUGCAAUAGGGGUACCGUUGACUUUUUUUACCUCCUUGAAGGUGCGCACUAUUUAUGUACUGGCGGUCGCAUCACCCCUUUGGUUGCUAUAUAUGCUUCUUUUUUAUUUUUUGAUCUACAGAGUGUUGGUAAAUUUUACGAGUGCGCUGGGCAACGAUGAAAACUAUAGCUCUGAUCUGUGGACCCAGCGUUACACUACAUACACCAAAGAGUUUCAUGAUCUAGGUUGUAAUUUACAAGCUCUCAGCUUUGAAACCAAUGAUUUGAAGAUGGGCACUCAAGCAUUAUCAUCAUUUUAUGAGGAUACUCAGGAGGUGAGUUACCUAUCAGGUUCUCUUCCACCAGGCGUGGCAUCUUAA
Molecule: messenger RNA, 448 nt
Organism: Phytomonas sp. Hart1
Lineage: Eukaryota; Euglenozoa; Kinetoplastea; Trypanosomatida; Trypanosomatidae
Source: the annotation of a GenBank genome assembly